AUGGGUUAUAUAUACGUUUCUGAUAUUCGUCCUAAUGAUGGGACAAAACUGACUAUUCUUAGCGUAAGUGCUACUAUCGUGGCCCGUAUCCCUUAUCUUCAUAAUUAUAAAAGUCCCGAGUUUCUUUAUAAGUUACUUUUUUUUAAGAGACUCCGACAUUUUGAAUUUAAUCUAACAGCCGGCUCCUUUUUAGAUGCCACUAUUAACAUUUCCAUUUUGUCUAAUAUUAAGGCUGGUCUUAGUAUCUCUACUAGAAGCUUGAAUACGUUUCGUGUUAUUAUCUACGGCGAAUCACGUAGUCCUAAUAACGCACUAGGUGGUAUUAUCCACUAUAGUUUUAAUGGGACCCUAAGCCAUCCCGUUAGGAGUAUUGAAUUCGGCCAUUACGGUAACAUCACUAUAGCGUCCUUAGAUCUAACGCGUCGAGAUAAUAGUUAA
Molecule: messenger RNA, 438 nt
Organism: Penicillium samsonianum
Lineage: Eukaryota; Fungi; Ascomycota; Eurotiomycetes; Eurotiales; Aspergillaceae
Exons: 3
Coding region: 1-438 (145 amino acids)
Source: RefSeq, a predicted model, not a curated record